Molecule: messenger RNA, 2152 nt
Organism: Ziziphus jujuba (common jujube)
Lineage: Eukaryota; Viridiplantae; Streptophyta; Magnoliopsida; Rosales; Rhamnaceae
Product: serine/threonine-protein kinase STN7, chloroplastic
Exons: 10
Coding region: 173-1888 (571 amino acids)
Biological process (GO): protein phosphorylation
Molecular function (GO): ATP binding; protein kinase activity
Source: RefSeq, a predicted model, not a curated record
AAUUAGAGAGAGAGAGAGAGAGAGAGACAGACUGACUUGUGGUGCCAAUUUGAUCUAAAAUCUGAAUGCAGAUUCUUUCAAAUAAUUCACAGUGACUAGUUAGUAGUCUUUGGAUUUUACCCCACAAAAAGAAUAAAUAAAUAAGUUCUCUAAGCUGUGUCUCCGUGCGGCCAUGGCGGCUAGUAUUGCAGCAGGAGGGGUGGGGAUAGGAGGGGUUCCCAAACUCCACCCGCCAUUUCUGGGGAAGAAGCUCAGGAUCAAAACCAACACUCAGUCAAUAGUUCGAAGCUCGAAUCCGCAAAGAUUUAGAGUCUGUGCUUCGGGUGGAGGAGAGCUGAUCAAUGGGGUUUGGGACCUUUUUCUGGGUGUGGGAGUAGGGCUUCCAUGUACGGUGAUGGAGUGUGGUGAUAUUAUAUACAGGAGCACUCUUCCCAAGUCUAGUGGGUUAACGCUUACAGCUCCUGGUGCGGUAUUGGCUUUGGGUGCUUUGUCUUAUCUUUGGGCCACUCCUGGUGUGGCUCCUGGUUUCUUUGACAUGUUUGUUCUAGCUUUCGUCGAGAGGAUUUUCAGACCCACUUUUCGGAAGGAUGAUUUUGUUUUGGGGAAGAAGUUGGGUGAGGGAGCUUUUGGAGUGGUUUAUAAAGCUUCACAUGCCAAGAAACCUGCUUCCAAGAAAGAAGGUGACCUAGUCUUGAAAAAGGCUACUGAAUAUGGAGCAGUAGAGAUUUGGAUGAAUGAGCGUGUGCGAAGAGCUUGUGCGAACAGCUGUGCGGAUUUUUUAUACGGCUUUCUUGAGAGUUCUGGAAAGAAAGGAGCUGAAUAUUGGCUUAUAUGGAGGUUUGAAGGGGAAGCCACACUUUCUGAUUUAAUGCAGAGUAAAGAAUUUCCCUACAAUGUUGAAACAAUGCUUCUUGGAGAAGUACAGGACUUGCCUAAAGGGUUGGAAAGGGAAAAUAGUAUCAUUCAAACAGUUAUGAGACAGCUUUUAUUUGCUUUAGAUGGUCUUCACUCAACAGGGAUUGUGCAUAGGGAUAUUAAGCCGCAAAAUGUUAUAUUCUCUGAGGGUUCUCGUACAUUCAAGAUUAUUGAUCUUGGAGCUGCAGCAGAUUUAAGAGUGGGCAUCAACUACAUUCCAAAGGAGUUUCUUUUGGAUCCAAGGUAUGCUGCACCAGAACAGUACAUUAUGAGCACCCAAACUCCAUCAGCACCCUCAGCUCCAGUGGCAACAGCGCUAUCCCCAGUCCUUUGGCAGCUGAAUUUGCCCGAUAGAUUCGAUAUCUACAGUGCUGGUCUCAUAUUCCUACAGAUGGCAUUCCCUGCAUUACGCAGUGACAGUGGCCUCAUACAAUUCAACCGUCAGUUAAAAAGGUGUGAUUACGACUUGGUUGCAUGGAGGAAAAGCAUUGAGCCUCGUGCUUCCGCUGAUCUACGAAGAGGUUUCGAGUUAUUGGAUUUGGAUGGUGGAAUUGGAUGGGAACUCCUAACAUCAAUGGUUCGAUACAAAGCGAGACAAAGAAUCAGUGCAAAAGGAGCUUUAGCUCAUCCCUACUUCGACAGGGAAGGCAUUUUAGCUUUGUCAUUCAUGCAGAAGCUGAGGAUGCAACUCUUUCGAGCCACACAACAAGACUAUGAGGAAGCUGCCAAGUGGAUUAUUCGUCAUAUGGCAAAAUCAGGAACCAAGCAAGAUGGUGGAUUCACAGAAGCUCAACUCCAGGAGUUCAGAGAAAUGGGUCAGCCUAAGAAGAAGGCCAGUCCACAAAGGAAUGCACUUGCUUCAGCUCUCCGGCUGCAGAGAAAGAUUGUCAAAACAUUGAAUGAGAGCAUGGAUGAGCUUAACCGGCGUCGCAAGAGUUUAUGGUGGAGUAGGUGGAUUCCCAGGGAGGAAUGAACUUGUGAAUACAUAUAGUUUUUUUUUUUUUUUUCCUUCUAUUUUUUUGCUCUUUUUGUAAAUUUUUUGUGUAGCAAUAUUAACUGAGCACCUUGGAAAAAAACCAGAGAAUGAUCCUUAAGGUAAAAAGAACUUAGCUGGAAUCUAGUAUAAGCAUACCUGGAAUCUUUGAAUAUAAAUGUAUAUUAAUUCCAUUGGGAUUACAAAAUUAUUAUAUAGAAUACUAACUAAUGAAGUGAAUGGGAAGCAUAUUUUAAACUUUUU